Molecule: messenger RNA, 1233 nt
Organism: Penicillium malachiteum
Lineage: Eukaryota; Fungi; Ascomycota; Eurotiomycetes; Eurotiales; Aspergillaceae
Exons: 2
Coding region: 1-1233 (410 amino acids)
Source: RefSeq, a predicted model, not a curated record
AUGCUUGGGAUCAUUCGAAAAAAGUGCACUCUUUUAGAUGAUAUGAUGAUUGAUGAUGUCAAAGCACAGUUUGAGGAUAAGGACGAUCAAGUUCGAAUUGCGGCGAUCCAAACAUUCCAAAAUUGGGUCACGUACACCCAGGGAAGACAUCUCCUUCAGGAUCUUGAUGUCCAGGCCAAGUUUGGGAGAUCGGAAAGCAUUCGAUCCGCAGCUUUUAGGGCGAUGGGAAAACAGCGUCAUUUGGGCCCAAAAUGGAUCGAAUUCCUUGACGUACAGCUUCAAAAUACCCUGAAUGAAGGCAUAAAUCCCAGUGAGGCAGAUCAAGCGCAACGACAAAAGGCAAGAACCGGCAAAUCCAACAUCGCAAAAGAGAUAAUCCAGGCACUGGGACAACAGCAAGGCCUACGGCCAGAUAAUCUGCAGCUCCUGCUAGCGCAAAUCCAGAAUCGAGAUAGCUCAGUCCGGCAUACGGCUAUCGAUGCAGUGAAACUUCAUUGUCCAAACAACUGCCUCAUUGGGGAACUCACGCUGUGGCUAGAAAAUAAAGAGCUAUCAACACAGAAAGCAGUGAUCGGCAACUCAAGCACCAAGAUAAGAUCAUCCGGGAAAGCAUUCAUUAGCGGACUACAGAAAUGGCUCACGCUUGAAGAUGAGAUUCUCGAUGCUGUGAUGGAAUGUCUGGGGGAUGAAGACAGCACUAUACGACGGACAGCUAUCAACAUCCUAGGAGGCCAACUUGCCUUCAAGGAUAAGUAUGCUGACGUUUUCAAAUCUCAAGUACAACAUGACAAAGAUAUUUCGUGCCAGAACACAGCACUGGAAUUCCUGUUGGAUUGGCUAUCCUUUGAGGACCUAGGUUUUGAUAUGAUCAGUGAGUGGAUUCGGGAUAAGAACAUCCAAUACACAGUUCUCGGUCACCUAAGCAGACGACCUCAGCUACGUCCUGAUCCUUCUUUGAAGUUUGUGAAACUGCUGAUUAGUUUGUAUUUGAAGGACAACGUUUCAGAGAAUGAAAAGAAAAAUUGGGGAGAAAAAGAGCUAGCAUCGAGGAUUCUCGCAAAUUUCCAUGAUGCUCAUCCGGACAUACAGGAUAAGUGUCUCGAAACCAUCAUGCAUGGGGUUAGAGUGUGGUCACCCGUUUGUGAAACGCAUGGCAGCCUUCGCAUUGCGAAAGUGGCCUGGAGUCGGGUCCUUUUACUUCAAGAGAGUUCUGAAUCAACUUACGAGCCAUAA